AUGACGAAGCCCGAUGGGACGGAGACGGAGAGGGAGGCAAAGAAGAUAAACCGGUCGCCGGAGGUCGCCUCUCCGUCGUGCGAGCCCUACAUCUCCGACGUGGCCGCCCAUCCGGAGGUAUUCGCCGCCUUCCAGGAACCUGCCCGUCCAGAGAUUGGAGGAGUUCCAGGCGCCGGAGUCGGCGAGAUGACCAAAGCAGGCGGUGCAGCUAAGGAGGAGGAGGAGGAUGAGGAGGAGCUCUCCUCCUUCACACCCAAAUCUCCGCUCAACAUGCCUUACAUCCCCGACGAGCUAAAUGAUCCGGCUGCCUAUCCGGCGACACACGCCGCCUUCAAGGAGGCCCAAGCCAAAUACAGAGAGAAAUUAAAUCAUCGGUACCGCCUCUUCACUUUGCCACACGAGCCCGAGUCUUCGUGCCUGUCCAAUCGUCGGGAUCUUCUUCUGAUUCGUGAAUCUGCAAAUAAGGCCGUGCUCCACGCCGCCAAAUCCGUCAUCAGGCUCUCAUCCUCUGUUGACGGGAAGCCGCUGGCCAACUGCUGCGGUUUGUGGAUCAAAUGGGACGCGGAGUGCAAGACGGGCAUCGUUUUGACGACCGCACAACUGAUUUGCUCCAACAACUCGAAGCACUCAAACUAUACCAUAGCAAACCACUGGGAAGAAGGUGCAGACCACUACCAUAUUAAAGCUAACGUGAGUUUCUUUCUUAACACUCAUUUUCCAUUUGUUUGCUUCGUAAGGAAUGCAUGA
This is a messenger RNA of Lolium rigidum, 747 nucleotides long. RefSeq lists its product as uncharacterized. The transcript is spliced from 4 exons. Lineage: Eukaryota; Viridiplantae; Streptophyta; Magnoliopsida; Poales; Poaceae. The record is from RefSeq and is a predicted model, not a curated record. Bases 1 to 747 code for a protein of 248 amino acids.